CGCCCCCUGCCGAUGAUACAGUAUCUGUGCAGGCUGCAGAGGAAGGAGACGUGUCCCACUCAGACUAGCUUGAGCGGACAGAUGGAGGCAGACAGCACCGAUGGCAACAUGGAGGGGAAAGCAGACGUGGAGAUGGCAGAAAACCCGUUUGAACCUUACAUUGAAUCACUGCGACAACAACUGGAAGACCAAGAUCCCGUUUUUCUGAUCGGACUUAUCGUCGCGUUGGCGGUGGUUGUCAUCACCUGUGUGUUUCUAAAGUACUUUCUCACAAGUAAAACUGUCCGAAGUGCUGUGCUGCUGGUCGGACUGUGUGACUCGGGGAAAACCCUCCUGUUCAGCCGGCUGUUGGCAGGAAAGUUUAAGCGGACACAGACCUCCAUCACUGACAGCAGUGCUCCAUACAAAGCCAAAAACGACAGGGGCUGCACCUGGACUCUGAUUGACCUGCCAGGACAUGACAGUCUUCGCUCUCUGUACCUAGAGAAAUUCAAAUCUGCAGCCAGAGCGAUUGUGUUUGUAGUGGACAGCGCUAUCUUCCAGAAGGAGGUGAGAGACGUGGCAGAGUUCCUCUACAUCUUGUUGACGGACAAUGUGAUCUCCAGGAAUGCCCCAGCUCUCCUGGUGACAUGCAACAAACAAGAUAUCACCAUGGCAAAAUCAGCUAAACUGAUUCAGCAACAGCUGGAAAAGGAAUUGAACACCUUGAGAGUGACCCACUCUGCAGCCCUGAGCUCUCAGGACGGCUCUGUGGGCGGCAGUGUGUAUCUGGGGAAAAAAGGCAAGGACUUUGAGUUCAGCCAGCUGCCCCUGAAGGUGGAGUUCCUGGAGUGCAGCGCCCGCGGCAGCAAGGGGGAAGAGGGGGAUGCAGACAUUGAGAGCCUGGAGAAGAGCCUGGCUAAACUGUGAAGUCAGCAACUCAACAUCCUCAGUGCAGAAGUUGACUCAAAAGACACAGACCUCGGAUCUACGUCCACCAUCACAUCAGUAAUCAAAGCAGCGAUGACCGCUCGGUGGAGGAUUUAUUUACCGGAGUAACCAGUCAAUCCUAUCUGUGCUGAUUAAUUACAUUAAAGGUGGAAGAACUUUUGAGACACAUUCAAUCAAAAAACACCAAAAAGACUGAAAGUAAUGUAAAGGAAAAUGAUGUAGCAGUUUAUCAGGUCGCUCUACAGUGCUGAGAAAUGAUUGUGUGCCGUGUAAAUCUUACUUUGAUCAUCCUCCUUAAAGCGCUUUAUUUGGGUUGUUUAGAUAAUAUACUGUAUAGUUUAAAGCUUUUCGGUAAAGUACAAUAUUUGCUGUUUAAAGUAAAAUUAUAAACGGUCACAGAUUUUCACCAUUUGUUUUUAAAUAGUCUCAGCUAGUCUGAUUUAUAAGCUGCCUUGUGAAAACAGAUGGUCAUGAAUUGGAUUUAUUCAUUCACUUGAACAUUCAGUCUUGUGCCUUUUUUGUUCUGGUAUUCUUAUAUGAAAGUGUUUUGCUUGUUUGCUAAAGAAAUGACAGUUUACUUGUUUGAAAGUGUUGCGUGAAUACAGUGCAUUUGCAAGGAAUGUAUGAAUCUAUUGAGA
Messenger RNA from Cottoperca gobio, 1568 nucleotides. It is a transcript of the gene srprb, whose product is annotated as SRP receptor subunit beta. Gene Ontology annotation, molecular function: GTP binding. The transcript has 7 exons. NCBI's taxonomy places the organism in Eukaryota, Metazoa, Chordata, Actinopteri, Perciformes, Bovichtidae. Bases 13 to 909 code for a protein of 298 amino acids. The record is from RefSeq and is a predicted model, not a curated record.